Messenger RNA from Zingiber officinale, 1540 nucleotides. Its product is annotated as guanosine nucleotide diphosphate dissociation inhibitor At5g09550-like. Gene Ontology annotation, biological process: vesicle-mediated transport; small GTPase-mediated signal transduction; protein transport. Bases 78 to 1421 code for a protein of 447 amino acids. Gene Ontology annotation, cellular component: cytoplasm. The record is from RefSeq and is a predicted model, not a curated record. Lineage: Eukaryota; Viridiplantae; Streptophyta; Magnoliopsida; Zingiberales; Zingiberaceae. The transcript has 12 exons. Gene Ontology annotation, molecular function: Rab GDP-dissociation inhibitor activity.
UCUUCCUUCAGUCUCAGCUAUUUAAUUUUCUCACUCGAAUCAGAUCUCUCAUUUACUUUUCUCUUUUCUCCGGAGCAAUGGAUGAAGAAUACGACGUGAUCGUACUUGGCACCGGCCUCAAGGAAUGCAUUCUAAGUGGUCUCCUCUCCGUCGAGGGCCUCAAGGUCCUUCACAUGGAUAGAAAUGACUAUUACGGUGGAGAAUCAACAUCACUUAGUCUCAAUCAGAUUUGGAAGAGAUUCAGAGGUGAUGGUAGCCCUCCAGAGGCCUUGGGUUCGAGCAAGGAGUACAAUGUGGACAUGAUACCCAAGUUCAUGAUGGCAAACGGUGGCCUUGUCCGGGUCCUCAUCCGCACUGGUGUUACCAAAUACUUGAAUUUCAAAGCAGUGGAUGGAAGCUUUGUUUACAACAACCGAAAGAUAUAUAAAGUGCCAGCCACUGAUGUUGAAGCUCUGAAAUCAACUCUGAUGGGGCUCUUCGAGAAGCGCCGCGCACGCAAGUUGUUCAUCUACGUGCAAGAUUACGAGGAGGACGAUCCCAAGUCCCACGAAGGGCUUGACCUGACGACAGUCACCACUAGAGAAGUCAUUUCCAAAUAUGGUUUGGACGAUAACACAGUCGAUUUCAUUGGGCAUGCAUUGGCACUUCACUCAGAUGAUAGCUACUUGGAUGAGCCUGCAAUUCACACCGUAAAGAGAAUGAAGCUAUAUGCUGAAUCACUGGCCCGGUUUCAAGGAGGAUCUCCUUAUAUUUAUCCUCUCUACGGGCUUGGAGAGCUUCCUCAGGGUUUUGCUCGACUAAGUGCUGUUUAUGGUGGCACGUACAUGCUCAACAAGCCUCAAUGCAAGGUAGAGUUUGAUGAAGAUGGAAAAGCCAUUGGUGUGACAUCUGAAGGUGAAACUGCUAAAUGUAAAAAAAUAGUCUGUGAUCCUUCUUACUUGCCUGAUAAGGUGAAGAAGGUUGGAAGAGUGGCCAGAGCAAUCUGCAUAAUGAGCCAUCCAAUUCCAGACACCAACAACUCACACUCAGUGCAGCUUAUUCUACCUCAAAAACAAUUAGGCAAGAAAUCUGACAUGUAUUUGUUUUGCUGUUCUUAUGCUCACAAUGUUGCUCCAAAAGGGAAGUACAUAGCCUUUGUCUCCACUGAAGCUGAGACGGAUGAGCCUGAGACAGAGCUCAAGCCUGGCAUUGAUCUCCUUGGGCCAGUAGAUGAAACCUUCUUUGAUAUCUAUGACAGAUAUGAACCUAUCAACAACCAUGAAGAGGACAAUUGCUUCGUCUCCACUAGUUAUGAUGCAACAACACACUUCGAGUCCACAGUCCAAAACGUGAUCUCCAUGUACAAGAAGAUCACUGGAAAGGAUCUUGAUCUGUCAGUUGAUCUCAGUGCUGCCAGUGCUACAGCCAGUGAGGAUGCUUAGUUGUCUUAAGUUUGUUUACCGAAUAAGAAAUUUUGUAGACUGAUGAAGUUUCUUUCAGGUUGUGAUGAUUAAUUCUCAGCCUAUAUGUCAGUCUUUUUCUAUUGUGCAUUUGGAAUAUU